Messenger RNA from Emiliania huxleyi CCMP1516, 390 nucleotides. RefSeq lists its product as hypothetical. The record is from RefSeq and is a predicted model, not a curated record. Bases 1 to 390 code for a protein of 129 amino acids. The transcript has a single exon. NCBI's taxonomy places the organism in Eukaryota, Haptophyta, Isochrysidales, Noelaerhabdaceae.
AUGCCGCGCCUCGCCUCCGACCCUGAUGGCGGGCAGCCGGAGACGUCAACAGCGGGUGUAGGCUUCGGCUCACGGCGCUACGAGGCAGAGGAGGCACGCGGGCGGGCGGCACUGGAGAAGCUGCGGGACGCAUCCGCCGAGCGGGGGUACGACAGCACGCUUCAGGGUCUCUCGGACCGACCAUCCGCGCCAGAGCCGACACCGGAGGAGUUGAGUGAGUUCAAGUCGAGCCUCACGCUCGGCUUCGCUGGCUUUCUCAUCGUCGCCGGCAUCGUCUCGCUCGUGCUCGGUGGUAGCCUUUGGGAGCCCAAGGGCUUCAACGAGGAUGGCUCUCCUCCAAACGACGCAACACCCGCCUUUGGCUUCACGCCCAAGCCGCCAGCGCCCUGA